AUGGAACCGUACGCCCAGACUGCCGAUAGCCUAGACGACAAUAUCGCCGAGCGGCUCAGCCAAUUGAGCACAGGAAAUCCAGGUUCGAACCCGUCUCGCCAUCCGCCAUCGUUAUCGUCAGUGUCCUCCCUAGACGAGCGGUACGACGGGCGGCGCAGAUUUCCGUCCGGUGGCGUGCCUGUGCCGCGCACCCCGGAUCUGCAAUGGUAUCCCGGCUCAGACGAUGUCUUCCGUACGCCAAACUACGAAGUCGGGCAGGUUCCUACAGCCGGUCCACCAGUGCAGUCGCCAAGGGUCCCCAUGUUCCAUCGCAAAGACUCGUACGGCUCUGAAAGGCGCCCGUCUCGGGGAUCGACAGCUGGCUACAGUUUGUACCCCGCAUCCAAGCCGCCUCCCGCUACCAAGCCACUGCCGCCCGUCCCGCAGCUUGCCAAGCAGACGUCCCGCCGCGUCUCGUCGCAGCUCUCCAUGGACGGCUCGGAUGUGGUAUCCGGCGACACAUCCCGCUACUCGCAAUCCUCACGAAGCACUGGCACGCUGGAUCGUGUGCCCACAUCCAGUAGCCUGGCCUCGCCAACGUCACCCUUUGCGUUAGCGCCGCCGCCGACCACGUUGCUCGAGGAAUUCCGCGCACAAUCGCAAGGGCAACCGCUAGAGGCCCAUAACAGUUCUUCCCGCGUCACCCUUGUCCCGUGGAAACAGCUUGAGUCUGAUGAGAAGAGUUCUAAAAACAAGGACCAGUCUGUCUACUUUUUUGACAUCUCAACCACGUCAGCUACUCUGGCCAGUAAGCAUGGCAAUAACAUUAUCAGGAUAUGGUCCGUCGGCAGCGGUGAGGUGCAAAACAACAUCAAAGUCUCAUGCUACACCACUGCUCAGCCCCGCUCUCGCGAGUACUUUGUGCGCAGCCACGCGAUCUUGUCGGAACCCUCCAACUUGAUCGCCAUUGCAACCGGGUUCGGUGAUUCGCUCGAGAUUUGGGACUGGGGCAGGAAGAAGAAACUUCAAACCAUCGAUGGCGCCGAGCGCUGGGCAGCCGUGCGCUCCAACAUUAUGGAAGCCGGCUGGUGCACGCUCGCCACCUACCACGGCGACAAAGACAAGCUCGACCUCUACGCGUCCACGCGCUCCUACAAGAAGCCCUUCAAGAAAUCCCAUACCAUUGACCUCGCCGCUUCCAACCUCCCCGUGCUGCCCAAGUAUCCCGAGCUUGCUUUUUCCGCGACUGGCCCGCUGCUCGUGACCGCAUCGGGCCCCCGGCCGCCCCGCGUCGGCCACCCGCCGCCAGAACGCGAAACCCUGCUCGUGGCAUGGGAGAUCCACGACUCUGCGCCCGCAAACACCCCCUACAAGGUGGUCGCUCCCUGGCAGCACUCCGAGCUCGACACUGCCCUGCCCUCGGGCUUGGCCACGUAUGGCAGCGUUGCCGUGUCCAUCUGGAUCCCCGCAGGCUAUCGCGCCGUGCCGGUCCCCGCCGCUCGCGGCGGCAGUGGCUACAAUCUCGCUCCAGUCCCCGUACCGUACCGCCAUGUGCUGGUCUGGGAUUUCUCGGCUGCCUCCACCAAGACGUUCUCUAUCCCUAAUUGCACGUCGUGCGUCUCGCCCGACUGCAGAUUCGUCGCUUACUGCGAUGCCCGCGGUGUGGAAAGUGGCGCGAGGGGAUGUCUUGCCGUGUUGGAUGCCAUGACCGGUAGGAUGCUGUGGUGCUGGCCGGAUCCGGACGCCGGGCCCGCCGAGAGCGGUUUGUUACCGCAAAAGAUGGGCCAGUUGGAGGAUUUGAGCAAGAUUACCGAGAUGUGCUUCUCGGCCGAUGGCGGCUUCUUGUUUAUUGACCAUAGGGUAGCCCUUAUCAAGCAGUCUUAUUUUGAGAGGGACGGAACAUACUUUAAAUCAAAAAGCAUGGCGAUGAAGAUGCUCAACAUCAGCACAAUCCUCACCAGCGACGAAGACCAAGUCCUCAACGGCAUCUGGAUCGGGCUCCUGAGUGUUGAGGCGCUCAUGGUCCUCGGCGUCGCGGUCCGCGGGCUGGUAGGGGCCGUGUCGUCGCGGUUCAUGACCCAUGAUCCGGCGCAUGCAAAGGGCUCGUCCUCGUCUUCUGUUGGGGAUAUCACUGGUAUUUGGUGA
Canariomyces notabilis is the source of this 2124-nucleotide messenger RNA. RefSeq lists its product as uncharacterized. Gene Ontology annotation, molecular function: protein binding. The record is from RefSeq and is a predicted model, not a curated record. The transcript is spliced from 3 exons. Lineage: Eukaryota; Fungi; Ascomycota; Sordariomycetes; Sordariales; Chaetomiaceae. The coding region runs from base 1 to 2124 and encodes 707 amino acids.